GAAGUAAGUACAUUGGCAUAACUGGGGGACGAGGUUGCGUAACUGCAGGGCGACGAAGACCGGUGGACACAUGUUUUAGAUGAACUAAUACAAAUAGGAUAUCAUCAGCCACACACAGAGGUGAACAUGGCUGACAUAUCGGAGAGGACACUGCAGAUUGCAAUUGCAAUUUCCUUUGCCACGGGGUUUAUUACGGGAUGGCAGGCCAACCGAAUGAGAAGGAAGUUUUUGGACUGGAGAAAGAAACGACUACAGGACAAGCUAUCUGAGACACAGAAGAAGUUGGACUUGGCGUAACUUCAGUCAGUCAAAUGCUUGAUUAAUUGUGUUAAAUGUCACCAGAAACCUUGUUUUAGCUAUGAAGCAAAGCAGUACAUCGGUUAGCAGCUGACAGCAUUUCCUGAGACAAACUUGAUGAACACUUUCAUCUGUGUGCUGUACACUGCCCACGGACACUUCCACCCAUUUGAGGAGGAUUGAAUUCUGUCACCAUUUUGUACUCGACUUCACCCAUGUCAGUCCAAGUUGACACUCAUCUUGUCAAAUAAAACAAAACAGAAAAUA
Molecule: messenger RNA, 564 nt
Organism: Osmerus eperlanus (European smelt)
Lineage: Eukaryota; Metazoa; Chordata; Actinopteri; Osmeriformes; Osmeridae
Product: mitoregulin-like
Exons: 2
Coding region: 127-297 (56 amino acids)
Biological process (GO): positive regulation of mitochondrial membrane potential
Cellular component (GO): mitochondrial inner membrane
Source: RefSeq, a predicted model, not a curated record